AUGGGUGAUGCCUUGGACAAAGCAGGUCGCAGUAGCCGCAGCCGGAGCCGAAAGCGGAAGGAAAAGGAUAAGAAAGAUCAAAAGGAGAAAAAGGAUAAGGAGAAAGACAAGGAGAAAGACAAGAAGGUUAAGAAGGACAAAAAAGACAAGGCAAAGGCAAAAGAGAAAGAGAAGGACAAGGAGAAGGAGAAGGAUAAGGAGAAGGACAAGGAGAAAGACAAGGAGAAGAAGGCCAAGAAAGACAAGAAGCGGUGA
Symbiodinium natans is the source of this 255-nucleotide messenger RNA. The record is from the annotation of a GenBank genome assembly. Lineage: Eukaryota; Dinophyceae; Suessiales; Symbiodiniaceae.